AGAGAGAGAGAGAGAGAGAGAGAGAGAGAGAGAGAGAGAUCCUCCUUGGCACACACCCGUCAGUGUGGCAGUGUUAUUUUGACUGACUAGCGGACUGACGGGGAUUCUGGAGGAGACACACAGGAAAGGGACGGCACACUCUCCGGUUCUUUUUUCGUUUCUGUCAUCGCAUAGUCACGACAGAUGUUUUUCUAGCCGCGCCGCCUGCAUCCACCCCAGACAUCGGAUUUUGCUUAAUUUCUCCUCUCCUUGAUUGGCUGAACCGGGACUGAACCCAGCCAACCUGGGCCGGGCAGUGGGGGCUGUUCAGCGAGCCUUAUAGCUGAAGUUGGCACCCGAGAUGAGCGCCUGGAGACACGGGAGCGGGGCUCUCUCUUCACCGGGCAGAGGGUCUGGGUCGUGGCGGUGCUGGUGGUGGUGGGUUGGGGUUAUCGGGGUGUCAGUGAGCUCUGGAGAUCCGUGGCUGUCCGCGGAGGCAUGCCCGCCCUCUUGUUCUUGCAGCACCACCAGGAUCUCCUGCGUGGAUCCGAAGCGGGGUAUCAAUGCUUUCCCCGUCCUGCAGAGCGAGGCAGAGAUGGAGAACAUCACCGACAUUUACAUCGCCAACCAGGGCAGCUUCUCCUCCAUCAACGACAAAGACCUGCACUACUACAAGAAUCUCAGGAACCUAACGGUGACCAACAGCAGGCUAACAUACGUAUCGAAGCUGGCCUUUCAAAACAACAUCAAGAUACAGUACCUGAAUCUGAAAGAUAACAACCUGUCAUCGCUGUCCUGGAGGAUAUUCAAACACCUCAACAUGUCUUAUCUGAUCCUGACAGGGAACCCUCUGCAUUGCUCUUGUGAGAACAUGUGGAUCAAGCUGUGGUUGGGAGAGGAAGCAGACACUCAGGAGCUGCGCUGCAUUGAGGAUGGAGGAAGACGCAAGCUGCUGUCCAGACUGAUACUACCUAACUGUGAGGUUCCCAUGGCAACGUUGAGCCCAUCCAGCGUGACACUGAUGGAGGGGAGGCACGUGGAUCUGUCCUGUGCCACCUCCGGGGUGCCCUCACCUGAGCUGAUAUGGAACAUGGUGUUGGUCUCCAACUAUGAGAUCGAGACAUCAGGCCAGGUUUCGGUGCUACGACUGUCCAACCUGUCCUCGCUGGACCACAACAGCAAGAUCAGCUGCACAGCUGAGAACAUCGUUGGAGAGAAAGAGUCCUCGCUGCUGCUGGAUAUACUUUUCCCUCCCAAAAUCACUAAACUGACUGAUGCAAUCCCUGACCAUCACUGGUGCAUCCCCUUCAGCAUGUCAGGAAAUCCGGAGCCGAAGCUACAGUGGUUUCUGGACGAUAAAGCGGUGACAGAGGGGAACUUCAUCAUGACCAUGAUUCAUGACGUCACAGAAAGGGAGUACCACGGCUGCCUGCAGCUGGACAGCCCCACACACGUCAACAAUGGCCGCUACAAGCUCUUGGCCAAAAACAAAUUUGGGUCGGACGAAAAGGAGGUGGAAGCUCACUUCAUGCUCAAACCCGUAUGGGAUGGAACGGAGAAGGAGCCGUACUAUUAUGUUGCUGAGGAUCUAACCACAGAGGGCCCCCCUGUAGACCCCCCUGAAGACAAAGUCGCUGUGUACGUGGUGGUGGGCAUUGCUGCUGUCGCCUUCACCGGUUUCCUUCUAAUGUUGGUUAUUCUGAAGUUUGGAGGGAACUCCAAGUUUGGCAUCAAAGGACCAUCUUCGGUGAUCAGUAACGACGACGACUCGGCCUCUCCUCUUCAUCAUGUCUCUAACGGCAGCAACACCCCCUCGUCCUCAGAGAUGGGCCCUGACGCGGUAAUGAUCGGCAUGACCAAGAUCCCGGUGAUAGAAAACCCUCAGUACUUCAGGAGCACAAACAGCCUCAAGACCGACACGUUUGUCCAGCAUAUUAAGAGACACAACAUCGUGCUGAAGAGAGAGCUGGGAGAGGGAGCCUUCGGAAAAGUCUUCCUGGCCGAGUGUUACAACCUUUCACCUGACCAGGAGAAGAUACUGGUGGCUGUCAAGACACUUAAAGAGGCCAGUGAAAAUGCCAGGAAGGAUUUCCACCGUGAGGCUGAGCUGCUGACCAACCUUCAACAUGAACACAUUGUCACAUUCUACGGGGUCUGCGUGGAGAGCGACCCUCUCAUCAUGGUGUUUGAGUACAUGAAACAUGGAGACCUCAACAAGUUCCUCAGGGCUCAUGGUCCGGAUGCAGUUCUGAUGGCAGAGGGCCAGACCACCAGACCUGUGGAGCUGACCCAGUCUCAGAUGCUGCACAUCGCCCAGCAGAUAGCGUCUGGCAUGGUCUACCUGGCCUCACAGCACUUUGUGCAUCGCGACCUGGCCACUAGGAACUGCCUGGUGGGCGAGAACCUGCUGGUAAAGAUUGGAGACUUUGGCAUGUCCAGAGAUGUCUACAGCACUGACUACUACAGGGUAGGUGUCGGAGGUCACACCAUGCUGCCAAUCCGCUGGAUGCCCCCUGAAAGCAUCAUGUACAGAAAGUUCACCACAGAGAGUGAUGUUUGGAGUCUAGGAGUUGUUCUCUGGGAGAUCUUCACCUAUGGAAAACAGCCUUGGUACCAGCUCUCCAAUAAUGAGGUAAUAGAGUGUAUAACCCAGGGCAGGGUGCUGCAGCGCCCCAGGACCUGUGCUAAAGAAGUAUAUGACCUGAUGCUGGGCUGCUGGCAGAGAGAGCCGCACAUGAGACUCAACAUCAAAGAAAUCCACUGUCUGCUCCUCAAUCUGGCCAAAGCCUCACCUGUAUACCUGGAUAUACUGGGCUGAACACAGGCGGACGAUAGAGGAUGUGUGGGUGUUUGUGUGUGUGUGUGUGUGUGUGUGUGUGUGUGUCUGGGUGGGGAUGAUUACUGUAUCUUAGUGUGUCUGUGCAUUUGAGGUUGCGUGCGUGCGUGAGUGUGUGUGUGUGCGCGUGCUAGGGUGGACGCAGUGACACCUGUGGAUGAAAUGAAGUGUGUGACGCUCUUGCAAGUGUACAGGUAUAGCUGUACAGGAUGUGAGCUAUUGUCAAACUUUUGAAGGCAAUCAAAAAAAAUCCUCAACUCAUCCCCAACCGUGUCUUUCCUCCCCGACAAUUUCCUCUCCUUUGUGCAUCUCCACUCUUUCCCUCCUUCCUUCCCGGGGAGACAUUGACUCAGAGUAAUUUAACUUUGGAUGGGGGGAAAAAAGGCUUCUUUUGAUAUGAUUUAAAAUGACUGGGGCUAAAUUGAUGAAAACCUGAUUAACAGGACUUUAAAUUAAGUGACUCAUCCCUCGCUGCCUGUCAGACAACAGGACUCAUUUGAGAAUCCGGAAAUUUCAAAGAGGCGCAACGUUGGGAGGAUUCCCGGAAGCUUCAAUCCUUUUGCGUGUAAAUAUGAGACUGUGCGACGGUGAGACAUUUCAGAGGAAAUUGCUCUGUGCUAUGUCGAGCCAUAAAGACACUAUGGUUUCCCCUCUCUGUUUGUCAGUCUGUCUGUCUGUCUGUCCGUCCCUCAGAACUGUACAUUAUUAAGUCAGCAAUCAUCCAACAUGGCCAGAGGAAAUGACUACACAAUUGCUGAUUUACACACUGUAAACAUACAGCAGACUGACAGGAAGAAUGACCAGGAGAAGUAAACACAAUCUGGUUUUCUGCCCGUCAGAUAAAAUCAGGAGGUGAGAUAAUAAAGGAGGAUUUCUGGUUGGCCAAUUUCACUGAAACAAAAAAAAUCCAGUGCCUGCUGAAGCUGAACUGAACUGCUGGUGAAAAAAGCUGAGGUAUUCUACUAUACUGUAAUUGUGAAUACUAGAAAUGUAGAAAAAAAACUAUCUGGCACUGAUCUAUAAUAUCUCCUCAUGCAACAGUCUGAUAUACAUGAUUAUAAGGAUAUAUCCACUCGUAUCUGCAUACUGUUUUCUGUUACAUACUUUGCUCAGGCCUGGACUGCACUGUCAUACAGCACAGGGUAACAUAAUGACUACUUCUCUUUUCUCCCCCGAAGUGACAGAUGCUUCACUUGUGAUGUCAAGUGCUCGUGUCGGAGGUCAAUUGAUUAAUUUGUCCGCAGCUGUGCGAUUACCGGGAGGUCGUGGUUGUUGGGGGUGGGGCGGGUGUGUGUGUGUGUGGGGGGGGGGGGUUGUAAAAGUUGCUAAGGGAUGCUGAGUUUUGAGUGGUCGGAUCACGGUCAGAUGUGUGGGUGACGGCGCUGUUAAAGGUGUGGUUCAUUUGGUCAACCCAUAUUAAAUCAUCAAGGCUCUCAGCACUCAGACAUCCUUGAAAACCACAUCUGUGCUAGAGGGGAUGCACAUGGGAACACACACACACACACACUCACACACUGUGUACCUUAUCCUGUCAUCCCUGCAUCUCCACACACACACACAGACACACAGUGAAAGACACUCAAAACGGGACGAGAAGGAAAUUGAAUUGUGCAUGUUUUAUUAUUUGAGCAGUGCAGUGCUUUAGCCAGGCCCCGUCCAGUGUAAUGGUGUAAUGUAUAUUUCAUUACAGCCUAAUGGGCCCCAUUAGCACAGUCUCCUCACAGACAUUCAAGACUUAUUGUUUUAUGGCUGAGAAGGAAGGAUGGAGAGGAGAGGUGAAGGAGAAGAAAACAAAGAGAGCGAGAGGGGGGGGCUGGAAUGAGGAGCAGUGGAGAGGAGAAAUAAGAGGAGAGGUAAUAAUGCAUAUUGGGGAAAGAAUAUGGAGAGGAAGGGAGAGACUUCAGAAAGAAAGCAAUGGGGUAGAAAGAAGAAGCCGGUCAGAAGGUAGGAACAGGUCAUGUGGAGAAAGAUGGAGGAAGAGGAGAUGGAAGAGUGAGAAGGGAGGAAGAGCGGGGGAGAGGAGGUGUGAAUGUCCUCAGGGAGGAAAGUGAAAGCGAACAUCCAUCAUUGCCACGGCCUGCAGAUGUUCUGUAAAGCCACAACUUCAACCUCAUGCUCCCAUCACAUUCCUACGUCUGGCCUCAACCACACACACACACACACACACACACACACACACACACACACACACACACACACAUACACACACACACACACAUCUUACUGGCAAUCCACAAACGAGCUCAAUAAUGCACCACACAUCCCCAUUAUUGAGAACCACUUCACUCACUUACAGUACAGCUCACAUACAGUAUGUGGUCGAAACGCUCACAGACACUCUGUAUAUACAACCGCUCACAUGCAUGGAAACACAUUUUGUUUUUGCAUUUUACUGGGACCUAUUUUACUCUUUGCAGACAUUGAAAAGUCACAAUCACUGCGGUUUCACGACAGCCAUUUGAACUAGCUGUAAAAACAUCAAUCUGGAAUUAUAAGUCCUAUUUGUUUAUUAACAGCAGCACUUGAUGGUAUUGAUGUUUGUGAACUUGAAAAUGUUGAUUUGACUGAUGUAUAGUAUUAUUUAUAAAUGAAGGAGAAUUUUGUACAUUUCUUUCUAUAUCUAAUUUUGCCUUUUGCAACAAACUGAAAUUGAUCACUGGUUUAACUGAUUAUGUUUUAGCUAAUGUGUAAGUAACCUUGAGUGUAUAUGUAUUUGUAUGUCGGGCUCCCUCCUAACAGCAGCCUGUCCUCAUGAACAGCGAACUCUACAACAGGGGUGGAUGUCUCACCAGUUGCCACGUUUGUAGAUUUAGCUCGACACAUUGCUAAAUGAUUGUCUCCUGCCACAGCACAAGGGCGGGGUGGUUAAAGGCUGCAGUGUUGCCAGGGCAAGCUAUCAAGGUCCUCAGAAUCCAUCCCUGCUGUAUAGUCGAGUACCCAACAGUCAAAAGACUUGCCACACAAUAACUCUGUGCAAUAACAGAGGGCAGGGUGCGUGAGGGCCUAUGUGAGAAAACAAACGCAGUGCAUACGAACGCCUCCGAUGUCAAAAGAGUGGAGUUCAUUGAUGCAACGUCUCAGCUGGCUGCACCGUGUUGGUGUAGCCUGCGUACCCGCUGUGUUUCUUUUUUUUUUCUUUUUCUGAAAAUGAACUGUGUCUAGUUGGACGGCGGGGUUGUUUUUGACAGUUGGCCUAUAGAAAGACGCUGUGAGAGGGAUGUUUAUUUUGAUGAAGAUUUGUCGGCACAACGCAGGAGCGUUCUGAGAAACUUUAACCACGGCUGAAGAUGGGCUGUCUUUGCAUCGAUGCCUCAGAUGAAAAGAUAUUGGUUUAACAGAGAAAAGAGAAAAAAAGGAGGAAAAACAACAACUGCUGUAUGAAUGGAAAAAGGAGACACUGACAAUCACAGACUUCUCUCUUUCUCGCUCUACUUCAAGUGGCCUACUGUAAAAUAGACUUCUCAACCAACUUUCCUCUUCUAUGCUGCCUAUACUGUACGUGAUAGUCUUAAACUUUGGUCUCUAGAAGUGCUACUUUUUCUUUCUUUGUUUUUUGUACAACAAAAUAACAGCGAGAGGAAUGAACAAAAAUACGUGUACAAAAUGUGAAUAAGCUGCUGAAGGAAAUAAGCGUUGCUAACUGCUGUGUCCGAGACUGUGUCAAGUAUCUAGAUUGUACCGUCUUCUUCUUUUGUCUUAGAAAUGAGGGCAGAGAAAUUGCGUAGCUGCGUGGGAACUCACAAAUACACAAAAUGACAUGCAGCAGCCCCCGGGGAUGGAGAUUGCGAAUGCUCAUUCUACCGGUGGUGUGUGUGUGUGUGUGUGUAUGUGUGUUUGUGUGUGUGUGUGGAGAAGACUGAUUGAUGCCAGAGUGAGUCAGGAGGGAUCCGUAGGCCGGGUCCCGACUCCGGCCAAAUCCUAGUUCAAAUGCAAAGAGAUUCAACUGAGGAAUCAGGAAUUGAUUUGUUGUCGCUGUUCACCAAUUCAUGAUAAAUGACUUUACUCGGUCUUCUAUAGGUUGGUAUUAUGGCAGCUGAGAUUCAUGGAAUCACUCAAUUGCUUUAUUUAUGACUUCAAAAUCGGCCUUCUUCUCCACACAGCUCACUAAAGCCUGGGGUUCACAGGAGUAUUUCAGCAAUAUUAAUGGUUGUGUUCUUUCACCUAUCGACUCACUAUAACAGAAAUAUCGGGCUGAAUUUGGGCUUAACCAUGUGACUCAGCGAGCAUAUUCCUCAAGAAGAUACACAUCCCAAUUUUGAGUGUGUUAUGAUCUAUAUCGCAUUUAAUCCCUCCCCUCUCUCUCUCUCUCUCUCUCUCUCUCUCUCUCUCUCUCUCUCUCUCACUCUCCCUCACACAUCACAGUCUGAGCUAAUAGAGCUGAACUAUCACAAAGGUCAUCUUGAAGAUUACCCUUGUGCUCGGAUGCUUCUGGAGCCCCUACACCCUGAAGAAUGUAAUACCACGAAAACUGCUUAACUGCUGCAAAAAAAAGAAAAAUGAAACUGUGAUUUGUUAUAUGCAGUAUCUCUGUUUUUCAGUAUUUUUGGUUCUGUGCUAUUUGUCUCUGUGUUUAGAGGGUUUCACAGCUGCCACCAUGGUAGGAAAAAAAAGAAAAGGAUUAUUUUGAAGCAUGUUAGGACCGUAAGAGGCUUAUAAUAGGUCAGAGGACAAAACACUGUAAUGUUUCCUUAUGAAAGAGAUGUUCAAAUGUUAUUUCUAUGCCUAAAACUGCUCCUCGAAGUGAAAGAAACAUCUGUACUGCAGUGCACACAAUUUACAGCUGGUCUGAUGCAGCUAAUGUCUGUCUUUGCAAGCUGGCUGUUGUUCGGUAAAGCGAAGUUUCUGACGCCACUCAUUUGUGCUCUGUGGGGAACACACACACACACACAGAAUCACACACCAGAGGGAACUUGUACAGUCAUACAGUUGUGCGUGGUGGAAAUGAUCACAGUGAGUCAUGAUGGUAAUGAUGAUGACGAUGAUGAUUUCUCCCCGAACGUGGACCAGUCUGUCGUGAUACAAUGUCAUUAAUAAAAAGUGUUAUGUCACA
This is a messenger RNA of Anarrhichthys ocellatus (wolf-eel), 7865 nucleotides long. It is a transcript of the gene ntrk2a, whose product is annotated as neurotrophic tyrosine kinase, receptor, type 2a. Gene Ontology annotation, biological process: cellular response to brain-derived neurotrophic factor stimulus; multicellular organism development; trans-synaptic signaling by neuropeptide, modulating synaptic transmission. NCBI's taxonomy places the organism in Eukaryota, Metazoa, Chordata, Actinopteri, Perciformes, Anarhichadidae. The coding region runs from base 341 to 2797 and encodes 818 amino acids. Gene Ontology annotation, molecular function: brain-derived neurotrophic factor receptor activity; brain-derived neurotrophic factor binding; ATP binding. The record is from RefSeq and is a predicted model, not a curated record. The transcript has 21 exons. Gene Ontology annotation, cellular component: axon; plasma membrane; signaling receptor complex.